Hemicordylus capensis (graceful crag lizard) is the source of this 9352-nucleotide messenger RNA. RefSeq names its product transmembrane protein 47 (gene TMEM47). NCBI's taxonomy places the organism in Eukaryota, Metazoa, Chordata, Lepidosauria, Squamata, Cordylidae. Gene Ontology annotation, cellular component: membrane; cell-cell junction. The record is from RefSeq and is a predicted model, not a curated record. Gene Ontology annotation, biological process: cell-cell adhesion. The coding region runs from base 555 to 1100 and encodes 181 amino acids. The transcript is spliced from 3 exons.
UAAAUGAAGGAAAAGUGGGAGCGGAGGGGAUGAAGCGUUGAAAAAGUACUGGGCUGUACCACAGGGCUCUCUCCCAGGUCAACUCAGAAGCCAACAAGGCUACAGCGACACCCCCUGAAUUCCCGCCCCGCCGAGCGGGACUUAAUCGAGACUGGAAUGCGCGAUUCAGUGUGGCUAGAGUAGGCGGAGGAGGACGAAGAGGCUCCUCUCUUCCCGCCGGGGCAGCUGCUGCCUGCGAAGGGGAACCAAUGCCUCCCCCAGCCUCCUUCCCUGGAGGAAGCCUUGGGAGUGACGUGUGUGGCUCGACGCUGGCCCCCGAGCAACUCCUCCCGCCCCUUCCCUAGACAGGGGGAGGGAAGAUGGGAGGAGUGAGGUGGGUAGAGCUGGGCUGUGCGAGCCGCGAAGUGUUGACUGGAGGAAGCUGCCGCCGCCAGCGCUGCACCUGAGCGGCUGGGACUAGAGAGAGGGGCACAAGCAGCGGCGCUCCCUUGGCGUCGGCGGGACUAGCAGGGGCGUCUGGUUGCCAGAGGCGGCUCGUGCUGCUCCGCUCGUCCAUGGCUUCAGCCGGCAGCGGCAUGGAGGAGGUGCGCGUCUCCGUGCUGACACCGCUCAAGCUGGUGGGGCUGGUGUGCAUCUUCCUGGCGUUAUGUCUGGAUCUGGGAGCUGUGCUGAGCCCGGCGUGGGUGACGGCAGAUCACCAGUCUUACCUUUCCCUCUGGGAGUCCUGCAACAAACUCAGCAACCCGGGGACCUGGACCUGCAAAACUACCUUGAACAGCGACUGGCAGAUCGCUACACUUGCUAUGCUGCUGGGUGGUUCUGCCAUAAUUCUUAUAGCUUUCUUGGUUGGAUUAAUUUCUAUAUGUGUGGGGUCACGGAGGCGGUUCUACAGACCGGUUGCUGUCAUGCUGUUUGCAGCAGUGGUUCUUCAGGUGUGCAGUCUCGUCCUUUACCCAAUCAAGUUCAUUGAAACUGUCAAUUUGAGAAUAUACCAUGAGUUCAACUGGGGCUAUGGCCUAGCUUGGGGUGCAACAAUAUUUUCAUUUGGGGGUGCCAUCCUUUAUUGCCUGAAUCCUAAGAACUAUGAGGACUACUACUAAAAGGAGCUACUUUUGAAAAAGAAACCGAAUAACAGAAGGAUUGUUCUGUCUUUUCUAACUCAGUGUUUUUAGAACUUUUGUAGAGUGUCAAGCAGUCUGCUCUGAUGAUUUUAUCAGCCUUUACCCUUUUGGCUACAAUUACCUCAAGUAGCUUUUUAACAUCCUUUUAAAAAUUGCAAGUUACAACUGCUGAUCAGUACAUAGGCAAAUAUUCUAAGCCGCUGAUACAUUCCAUUGGAAAUGGCAGUUGCCAUUGUGAGAAAACUGGUUGGAAUGAAAAUACAGCGCCUUCAUUUGUUACACUCUGCGGUGGAAUUGCUGGCACAAGAAACGUGCUGAAGCUUCUCUAUAUUACACAUGAUUCAAAUGUUCUAGUGGGUCAUCAACUUAUGCCACUGUGUUGUAUUAGUCCUUUGAGACUUUUGCUGAAAUAAACUGCUAAGCAACCAGCUGUUGAAAAAAGUGAAUAUAACUGAUAAAUGACUCCGCUAAUAUGUACACUCAGCCAUUUCCUGCAACACAAGUUUGUAUAUUUGGCAGUCCACAUUUUCCAGCCAGCUGUGAUAUAUCAGGAAGUCAAAACUUGGAAACACAUUCUUCUAAUUAUGUGGUUGGACAUUGUGUCUCAGCUGUAACCAAGUAGUGGAAAUAACAUGGAGAAGGACACUGAAUCUGUUGUCUCCCUUGAGAAAAUAAAACAGAACAGAAUACAUGCAUGAGCUGCAUUUUGUCCUGAGCAUCUUUUGAUUUCUAUACACCAUGGUAAAGUUUCCAUACGCAACAAGCCCAACUAUUUUUAUAGAAGACAUUAUUGGUAUGAUAUUACUAUAAAAGACAAAAGUAUAGAAAGAAUAUAUGACAUCUAGAGCUAAUCCUGAAAGUUAAGAGUUCAGUGGCAAAACCUCUAGACUUUCAAGAGCCUUCUGUAGGACUACAAUAUUUUAUUUAGUUGUUUCACAUAUUGCUUGAGCUAAAACUUGAUGCAACAGCAAAUAAAUACUUAGAAUGUGGUGGGUGGAUCAAUUGCUGUUGUGCCACAGCAAAGUUAGAAAACAUGUCAUUAUUUCAAUUUGGCAAAACAAUUGUGAUGGUGAUGGAGACAGAGAUAAAGGCCAGUGUGGUGUGAUUCCCUUUUUCCUAUUUUUUUUUAAAAUAUAAGCAUCUAUAAAUAUUAUUAUGAUGCAAUGCAAAAAAUAUCGCUCUGAUUCCUAAAUUGCAGCUUUGAAUGACAAGAUGGGUUUGUUAUUGGUCUGCCAAUGGGUGAAUUCCAUUGGUACAUGUGUGACCUUCUGACAGGAGUCAUAUUGAUAAUAGGUUCCAGUGAAAAAUAUUAUUGGAGAGUUUCAUUGGUAAUUGGAACCACUAAAUUUAAAAAUGCUCCAUAUGCCACAGCAAAGGAGUUAGAUGUGGGGAAAGAAGUUGUUCUAAUGUGAGAAAGUGGCUUAAUUUUAAUGUAGGAAAAAAUAUAGUGAAUGUCUCUUUUCCAUAGGAGAUAAGCAGGGACUGAAUUAUGAUAGUUAUAGAGUAUUAUCAGCAUAAUAUACAAACUAUUUUCUCCUUGAAAUGUUAUUGAUUCGCUGACAGUUAUUUGCAUCUAUCUUAGCAUGUUUAAUUUAUUUCUUACUUAAAUCUUGCAGAAAAUUUUUAAGAACCAAAUUAAUUUGAGGUGGAAAUUCUAAAUUGAUUUAUGCUACAUAACAUUUAUUUUUGUUUACAAUCUGCUUAUUUGGGUAUUUUCAAUUACUUCUGAAAAUAUUUUUAUACAGUAUAUACAGUUCUAACAGACAAAUUUAGAAAUAGUUAUUUUUGUUAUAUGGAAAAUAAAAAUUACCCUAACAUGGACCUCCUUUGAGAGCACAGUCUUAAAAACUAUAUAAAUGCUGCUCUGUGAAGUUACCCUGUAAUAUUUUUACAGAUUCUUCAAAUAUAGGGCCAAACUACACAUUACGCAGUGUGUAGUUUGACUCUGAAAGUUAUUUUUAAAAGUGUAAAUAGGAACCAGGAGAGGAUGAUCAGGAAUGGAGGAAUGGUAUAUGAGGUGGGGAUAUUGAACCCUUUCGCUCUCUUGAACCACACUCCCAACAAAAUCCCUCCCCUAAGUUGUGAUUAGUCCUGGGAGGCAAGCUCACAUUGAUGCCAAUGGGAGCGUCUUUCCUGGGAUAAUAGAAACUUCCAGGGGGUAUUUUUGUUGCAACCACGGCAAGAUGGGAAAGGGUUAAAUAUUCCCUUUUUAUGUGCUAUGGUCCUGAUCAUACCUCCCCACUGACUGCUGUUUACACUGGGGUGGGGGGAGGGACAUAUAUGCAGGGCCAAAGUACACAUUUAGUGUAAUAUGUCAUUUGAGCCUAAGACUUCAUCAGUGUAAUAAACAUUUAAUCUUUGCAAAUCACUGAGAAAGAGAAGAAGUAUUCUGCAAAAUGUAAAACCAUGAAUAUGUUUGUAUGUCAUUAGUAACUAACACACCCUGAUCUAACAAGGGUGAUCUGUGCUUUAGGAUAUGUUUCUGGCACAGGAUCACCCUGGGAAUCCACCACCACCCCAUGCACACAGAUGCUAUGGCAUAGGGGUCGGGUGAGGGCACAGCCCAUGUGCUUAGAAGCAAGAGUGCAUACCUAGUGAUUCUUCACUGUAUAUAUGCUUCAAAACAGAUUAUUAGUGCAAUCAGCUCCCAUGACCUGCAACAGAUGCUACUUGCGCGGAUGGGUUGCUGGGUAAAUAUGAAAAUAGUAAAUGAGCAUUUCAUAUGCACAUAAUUCAAAAUCCAUCCAAAGAGAGAGAAUAGGGGGUUAUUUAGAAGAUUGGUAACUGAGGCCUGGAAUGUACAUUUACUAGUGGCUGAAAGUUAAGCAGAGUACAUUUGGAUGUGGCAAAUGUGGUGACAACACAAUACUGCAAGAUAUGUCAUCCCAGGCAGCAUCAAAGUGACGUUAGGCCAGGAUUUGAAUACUCAAAGUUAUCAGAAUAUAUAUUUUUAAUUAUGAGAAUAUAGAACUUGGAGUGUGAAUGACUGAUCUACAUCAGGACUAGUAAAUCUAGGCUGGCACAAUGAUGUUGCACAGAGAAAAAAAAUCUAUUCCAGAUUAAUGAAUAUGCUAGUGGAAGAUAAUGAUUUGUUGCACCACGUGUUGCACACCAGGUUUCACAAUUUUGUAUAUAUCUUGGGAAAGGUCAUCUUCUAGUGAGUGCACAACAUCGCAGAGCACAACUUUGCACAGCUUUGCAAGAUUCUUAAGUGUGUGUGCAAAUUCUUUUGUAGCUCUAGUGCACUGCUAGUCUAGAUGUCAACCACUGGGCUGGGAUCAGUGGUGGCCACAUAUUUAGUAAGCAUGCCACAAUUUUUUGUCCAAAAUAUGCAAGAGUGCUCUUCAAAUGCACCUUGAAAUGUGCUCAGUGGCCCCAUAGCUCAGCUGGAGAGCACAUGGUUUGUACAUGGAAGAUGCCAGGUUGACUCCUUGGAGCUCCAGUUAACAGUGCUGAGAAAGAUCUCUGUUGGAGAGUUUGUGGAACUGCUUUCAGUAAGCGUAGGCAAUAUUUGACUCAAUAUAAAGCAGUUCCAUAUGUAUAUGGAACUUAUAUAUGCAGCCCCCAUGCCUCUGGUUUACUCUAUUACUUUAUCUCUAGUUUAUGGAGUAAGCAGCACAGUGCAACACAGCUGAAGCAUAGUCCUAACUCCUAUGUCAUGACAGGCCCUCCUGCUCCUUUCCCAAUGUACCAUAAACUCACACUGCCAAUGCUAUUUGUUGCAUUCCAGGUGCAUGGUAGUCUUCCACACAGGGGCAGAGCCACCAUUGGGUGAACAGGUUCAAAGAACCCGGGCCACCACCAAUCAGGGGCCACGAGCGUGGCCCCAGACAUGCCCCCUGCAUCUGAUGUCAGACGCGGGGCGGUUUUUUUUGAUAUUUCAGUUCCAAGUGGGGCAGUGUGGCCCCAUUUGGAGCCUAAAUCAGCCUGCACUGCAUUGGCAGUGUGGCCAGAGUAACUCUCCCUGCCUUAAAGGAAGGGAGAGCCACUCCUGGUCCCGCUGCCAACGCAGUGGGGCCAUUCGAUCUCCCUCCACAACGGGGCCGUGCGGCCCUGUUAAGGAGAGAGAUCGGCCCAUGCUCCAUUGGCAGUACAGCCAGAAUGUCUGUCCCUGCCUUUAAGGCAGGAAGAGUUGCUCCGGCCCAUGCUGCCCAAUGCAGCGCAAGCUGAUCUCCCAAAUGGGGCCGCAUGGCCCCGUUUGGGAGGGAGACCAUGUUCCCCACGUCUAAUGUCAGAUGCGGGGGCAUGGCUAGCCGGGCCCCUGCGUCUGACAUCAGAUGUGAGGGGUGGGGCCACGGCAGUGGCCGCACACGGGCCACUGCCAGCCUCCUUAUGCUGCUGCUUCCACAGAUUAAAUCUAUGAACAAAACUAAACAAUGUUCUUGAUCCUCAGCUAGUGUAACUUCCAUAGAACAGAAAUGGAAGCUACAACUGCUCAAUGCAUCUAACUAAUUAGACCAGACGAGGAGCAUGGUUAUAGGGUUAGGUUGGGAUAUAAUCAUUCUGCAAGUCUAGGGCAGGUUUGUUGGGCUGCAAUCUUCAAGCCUUGAGUCUUUAAAGUAGUCCCAUAGAAACCACUGGCACAAUUCUGCAGUUUCAAAAUUGCAACCUUCCAACCUGAUUCUGAUCAUGUGGAAAUACAUCCCAUUGAAUGGGAAUGUAGGGUAGGCUAGGCUAGGCUAUCCUGGUUAGGGUAGACCAGCCCUCUAAGGUGGGCUGAUGCACUGAGUCUGGAGCAGAGGGCUAGUCUCCCUCUGAUCCCAAUUGAUUUACCAGCUCUCCCUGGGAAUAAGUGCCAUUUUGAGGCCUGUUUUUCCAGCAAAACGGACUUCAAAAUACCAUUCGAAUCACCUGAAUCAAUUCAGGUUGAAUUGUGGGGUAAUUCUCCUUGACCUCAAAUCAGGCCCUCUAUUUUGAGAGUGAUUUGGUUUGGGGUUGAAUUUGUGAAUCACCCCCGAUUCGACCUGAAUCUGUUCGAGGGCUAAUUGAAUUGCGCACCCCUAGCUCAUGUCCAGUAGCACUAUCUCACACAAAAGGAUGCUAUUUAUAAGAAUGUAAGGCAUUUCAUGCGACAAGUACUGCACACUUCCAUACCAAACAUACUUCCAUAUCUCCCCCUAGAAAUGUUUGUCCCAAAUCAAACCGACACUUAACCUCCAAGACGAAUCUUGUAAUUGUGCUCAACACUUACCUGGUUAAUUGGAUGGCCAUAAGAACCAUCACAGAAAAGCUAUUCCUGGACUGAUAUUUUUAUAUGAGAAGAAAAGUGGGCGGGGGGCUUGUCCACCUCAUUUCUUUAAAUCAUCUUAAGUGCAGAGUUUGCUCCAUCAUUUAUACCUUUUUAAAAUACAGAUAAUUCAAUCAGGCAUAGGAUUGCAGCACUGAAUUACACAUAGAUGCAAUGCAAAACAGAUUUUUUUUUUCUGCCUGUAGAAUUUAAACACUUGAGUGUUUUUGUGACAAACCACAUUGUAUUAUUAUUAUAAUUAUUAUUAUUGUAUUGUAUUGUAUUAACACCACAGUUGUGUUUGGCUUUGUCCCAAUAGCAGGAUGAAUUCUCACAUCAUGCAUCUAUUGUUUGUAUUGCAAAUACCACACAGACACAAAGCCAAGCUGCAACCAGGGCUAGUUAUUUGUAUUUUUUAAGCUUAAAGGAUACUGUCCAGUGCUGACAUGUAUUUAGCACCUCUCUUGGAUUUCUUGCACAACUACAUUUAGCUUUUGUAAGUUCAAUAUGUAAAUUUUAAAGACAUAAAUAAAUAUAGAGAGAUCUAUGUGUUUGAAAUAUAAGUGAUAUAUAUAUAUAUAUGGAUUAGCAUGUCAGCUGUAUAUUAUUAAACAUGCAAUGAACUGACUGGUAAGUGAAGUUUAAUCUUAUGGCUAGCAAUGUAAUUUAUUCAGACUGUAUUUUUGUACAGAGCAGUGCACACUAACCUAUUGCCUCUGUGUCCUCUAUAAUGCCUAAAACUGUGCCUAGAGAUUUGAUUUCUGUCUCUUGAGAACAGAUGAUGGAUUCUUCAUGCUGCUGAUGGUAUUAGUUACUUUAAUGUUUUUAUAAUUUAUGUUUUUCUAAAUGUAUGCUAAGUUUUAUUAAAAGAUCUAUCAAAUCACUUUAGUCACUGAAAAAUACAUAAAUUUACUUUUUAAAAAAAUAAAUCAAAACUGGGUGGGUUUUUCCGUUUAGUUCAUUGUUUUAUUACCAUUUCACAAUUUUUGUAGCUUACAUAAUGUUGUAUGUUAAAAAAGUAAUCCAAAUAAUUAAAAAAAUCCUGUUACAUGAAUGAAAUGCACAUUUUGCUUUGUGUACAUAUUUUAAAUGCUACCAGCAUACUUGUUUUUACUUAGCAAUACAGUAUGUGCAAUGAAAUAGCAUCAAGGUUGGAAAUCUGUUCUACCAGAAUACUUGGCAAUAUUCUUUUUUUAUUGCCUCUCUGAGACUAAAAUGACAUGAUUUGUACUUUGAGACUGACAUCCUGGCACCAGCAUAGCUUCCGAGCAGAAAGUGCCAAGUCAUGACCAAGAGACUAAAAACUAGCCACUGAUGGGUUUCCAUUAUUUAAUAACUGCUGUUCCUGCCUCAUCUCACUUAGCUGAUUAACUUGCCAUUAAACUAGUGACUGUUCGGUCUCCUGUACCAAACAUUCUGACUUCUUGUGGUUUACAUAAUGUCCCUUUCGGAGAAGCAAAUACUUUAUACCAUUAUUUCAGUUUAUGCCACAUGUCUUCAUUAAAGUGAGUAAAUGGAAGCCUGAAAAUGCGCAGUGAACAUUAUUCUUUUCUAAGUUACAAACAGUUCCACACAGCUCCAACAGUUCCACACAGCUGAAAAUUGGGAGCGCACACAGCUCCCAAACCCAGGUAGAAAACAGUUUUUGAUUGUGUGAAUGACCACAGGCUAACAAAAUGUGUGUGUGCAGCAAAGGAAGUAAAUGUGCAGCACUAAAAGAGCACAGGCACUCAAGUGGAGGAAGGGGUUUUGCCAGUCUCCCCUUUUUUCUGAAGAGCUCUGUGCUAUCUGAAAUGCUUGAGGGGCAAGCAGCCCUCAGGGACAUAACUUCAGGUCCAUGGGGACUCUAGGUCUUCUUCUGUAUGAGUGCCCACACUCCUUUUAUCUGAAACACAGCACACUGCAGACAUUUUGCUAGAAUGUAUGUUGGCCAGUGUCUGCAUUUGUCACUGAUUACCUAUUACGAAUUGGAAGCAAGACACAAGUCAAACAGGAAAUCAUCAUUACGGCUCUUGAGUUCAAGAUGUCAACUUGGGCUUAAAAAAAAAAAAAGAGGCCUUGUUUUUCAGCCUGUAAUAUUUGAAAUGCUGGUUUGAAAGUGGUCUACAGGAACCAACUGGGUAAUAACAGAAAAUAGAGCAAAAUAGUUUUUUCCCCUUACAGAAGUCCAGAUUGAAGUGGUAUACAUAUUACUCUGAAUAUUAUAUGUGCCAUUUCAAUCCGAACUUCGGCAAAACAAAAAAAUACUAUUUUGUUCUAUUGCCCACUCUAAUGACUUAGAGUUUACAGAUGGCUGAGUUCUAAGAAAAGCUAACUUGGCAUCUUAUAGGUUUCUGUGCUACUGCUGAAAACAAUUCAAAGAGGUACUCUCCUUCCCUUACCCAUAAAAAGGUAACUUGAAAAACAUUCACGGGCUUGGUCUCAAAAAGAAUGUUGGAUUGACAUGCACCCCCAGAAUUUUGUAUUGUGACAAUUGUUUGGUGUGGGGAACUGGUUCAAAAUCUAAAUUAAGAAAUUAUAUAUUUAAAUAGCAUAUAUAUUAUAAUAAUACAAUUUGAAGAUCUGUAACAGAAAAAAAUGUCUCUUGCCCUGCUUAUGUAUUGUUCACUCUUUAAGAACCACAAAUAAAGCAAUAAAUAGUGUUUAAGGGGAUAUGUAAUUUGCAAACUACAAUUUGCACCACAUACAAUUAUUGUUUCAGUAACAUGUGUUCUGGGGAAAGAUAAAAUGGUUAAAUGUAGUUAUGCUGAACAGAAUAAGAACUACAGCAUGGAGAAAUCUACUUAAUAAUUAGAUUUUAUAAUUAGAUACUGUUUUAAUAGUUUGAUGAUUUUUAAUAGUUUUAACAUUGUUUUAAGUUUUAAAUUAUUGUAAUGUUUUAACCUUUUUGCUUGGUUUUUAUUGUUUUGUUGUAAACUGCCCAGGGACUUGCAUUUUGGGUGGUAUACAAAUAUAUGUUAAAUAAAUAAAAAUAAAAUAAUAAGUGAAACAUUGACAAAGAAAA